This is a messenger RNA of Drosophila navojoa, 1880 nucleotides long. Its product is annotated as neural cell adhesion molecule 2. Gene Ontology annotation, molecular function: protein binding; axon guidance receptor activity. The record is from RefSeq and is a predicted model, not a curated record. Gene Ontology annotation, cellular component: axon; neuronal cell body; plasma membrane. Lineage: Eukaryota; Metazoa; Arthropoda; Insecta; Diptera; Drosophilidae. Gene Ontology annotation, biological process: synapse organization; homophilic cell-cell adhesion.
CACGCCGAAAGGGAUCAGCGUCAAGGAGGAAAAUACAAAACAGCACAUAAAACAUGGAUAUAUGCAUAUUAAUUUGCUGUCUGCUUCAGCUGUCGAGAAAUGCAGCUGCAGUCUUUGGAGCCGUAGAGCUGGAGAAUUCAUCCACGGCCAGAAUAGACAUAUUGCCCCGUCAUCUGUCGUCGCCCCUAACUCUGACGCCGUCGACGUCGUCGAUAACGCACUUUGUAAAUGACUCCUUUAUCAUCUUUUGCAAAACAGUGCACAAGGAUUUGGACACCAAGUGGCGGGAUCCCAGGGGUCAGCCCCGUGAGAAUACCAAAGGGCGCGUUCACAUUGAAAAGAAGACGGGUCAACUCGCUCUGGUCUUCGAACAUAUUUCACUGGAAGACAAGGGCAACUGGACUUGUGAAAUUGACUCGUCCGCUGCACGAGAACCAAGAAAAUCCUUUGAGCUUCUUGUAAAUCAAAAAAUAUCAUUCGAGAAAACGGAGCAGGUGCAGUCAGUGCGCGAGGGGCGCGAUGCUUUGGUCAAUUGCUUUGUGCACGGCCAACCCGCACCGGAAGUCUCCUGGCUGCACAACGGCGAAUAUAUAAACACUGCUAACUCCUCAAAACACAAACGACUCUCCGACGGGCUUUUUAUCAAGAAUGUUAGCCAAUCGGAUGCAGGAGAAUACACUUGUCGAGCCAUGCGAAUAACGCCCACAUUCUCAGACUCGGAUCAAAUAACGAUACUAUUGAGAAUACAACACAAGCCUCAGUGGUUUUACAACGAAACGUUGCCUGUGCAAUAUGCCUAUGUCGGUGGCUCCGUUAAUCUCAGUUGCGAUGCGAUGGGGGAACCGCCGCCAUCGUUUACGUGGCUGCACAAUGGCAAAGGGAUUGUGGGAUUCAAUCAUCGCAUCUUCAUGGCGGACUACGGAGCAACUCUGCAACUGGAUAUUCGUAACGCCAGCCAGUUCGGGGACUACAAGUGCAAGGUAGCUAACCCACUGGGCAUGCUCGAAAGGAUAAUUAAGUUGCGCCCUGGCGCCAAGCCCAUCGGACCCACACGUUUCCAACUCAAGCGUCUCUAUCCGGAUGCCUUUGAGCUGGAUUUACGGACGCCACGCAUGACUAAUGUCUCAGACGAGAUGCAAAUCUAUGGAUAUCGUGUCGCUUACAUAAGUGAAAGUGAUUUCAAGUACAGCGCCGGCAAUUGGAGUUAUGCGAAGCAGAGGGAUUUUUCGUUUCAUCGUGGACAUCGUUUCAUCAUACCCCAUCUAGAGGGUAAUACAACAUAUUUAAUGCGUGCCGCCUCACGAAAUUUGGCCGGACUUAGCGAUUGGAGCAGCGUGAAGAUUUUUGCUACAGCUGCCGCAGUUUCUCCAUGGCAUCCCUAUAGGUGGUGCUCCCACGUUUUGAUAGGACUUGCUUUGCUUUGGCGCUAGGCGAUGGAUAUGGAUUAUGAAUGAAGUCUACUGUAGCAUUAGUUAAAAUUGUUAUUAGUAUUUAUCGUUGCUAAUUUUUGGUAAGUUGAGUUUUCGUGUAUCUUCUGUGAUAGACUUUAUGUGCAAUCCAAUUAUCCGGAAUGGAGAAUGCUUUAUAGUUACUUUGACCAUUGUCGAUUUCGCUGCCAACAUUCUGUACUUUUAUUGAUGUAGCUUGGUCUUAUUUAAUUACAACUGGUAUAAUGGCAAUCGAAUGGUAUACAUAUAUACAUUAGUGCAUACAUAUGUCAAGUCUAUAAUAAACUCGUUUAAUGUCCAUGCCUCACUCUACAUGAAUGUUGUUUAUGCUAAACAAACCAUUUUUAGGAAAAGAUCUCCCCAACAAAGAAAACACUUUGAUGAAUUUUACAAAAGUCCAAACAAAUGAAACAAAAAUGAAAGCCAAUAAAA